AAAGCAUGGCGACGCCGCUGUCAAGCUGAACAGGAUGCUACAUGUUUUUUUGAAUAUGUGAAGCGACUUUUAAGAUUCCCAGUUCACUAAACUGGUGUCGUCUUCAUCCUUUAGUCGUUUAUUUGCGUUUUAUUCUCGUCAGCGGACUUUUGGCUGCUCACGAGCGAGUUAAACAACACAAUGCACUCCGUGAAGGUCGGCUAUGUGGCUUCGGCUGUGUCGCGAGCUCUCUGCUCAAGCGGAAUGUACUGCCGUGAGUUUGUUAAAGUGUCGGCUUGUUGUCGUGUCCAUUGCUCUGUUAGUCAGACUCGUUAUUGUCGAACAGCAGCCGCGCCAGAGGAGACAGUUAUUCGCAUUCCUCGCUCCAUGCAGAGGCGCGUUGAAAAUGUAAAACAGACUCGAGGCCAACAUAAAAUCAACACCAUCAAAGCUGGCAAGCUCCUGAUCCAGAGCAAGAACCCUGAUCUGAACCAAUCUGCGGCAUACACUCAUGGAAAGUUCGAGCAGCUCAUUCUUUGCACGAAGGGAUGGAAGCAUAACAAAUCAUUCGGUGACUAUUUCACCAUCAACAACAUCAAGACUGUUGCUCCCUUUGUUGCUGACAAUCCGAACGAGGGUGUUGAACAGAAAGCAUCUGUGACUUUUAAUAACCUCCGCAUCUGCAAGGGACUGGUGGAAGCUUUGGACAAUAUCAACAUUACCCAUCCCACCACUGUACAGCUGCAGACCAUCCCGAAGGUCAUGAAAGGUUACAACAUCCUCUGUGCUGCGGAGACGGGCAGUGGGAAAACGCUGAGUUACCUCCUGCCUAUUGUUCACAGACUGCAGGCUGAUAAGGAAUCGGAUAUGUACACUGGGAGCACACACAAGAUUCGUGCUGUGGUUCUCGUGCCUUCCAGAGAGCUAGCUGAGCAAGUGGCAGCUGUGUCCAGGACGUUGUGUGCACCAUUAGGCUUAAAGACAAGUACUGUGGGUGGGGGACGGGGUGUGGGACACAUCAAAAUGGUCUUUAAGGGGGAUCAUCCAGAUGUGUUAGUGGCCACACCAGGUGCUUUGGUCAAGGCCCUGCGGAGACGCUGCGUGGACUUGAGCGAGCUGAGCUUCUUUGUGGUCGAUGAGGCGGACACCAUGUUCGACCCCAGCUUUUCUGACAUGCUGGAGAACAUCCUGCGCCACACAAACAUUGCCAGGGAUCCCAAGGAAACACGAGGCCCCGGCCAUAAGGCCCAGCUGCUGGUGGUGGGGGCCACCUUCCCUGGGGGUGUCGGGGAAGUGCUCAGCCAGGUGACAGACCUUGGCAGCCUUGUGGUUAUAAAGAGCAAGAUGCUGCACUUCCUCAUGCCACAUGUCAAACAGUCGUUCCUGAAGGUAAAGGGAGCUGACAAGAUCCUGGAGCUCCACCAAGCCCUGAAGCUGCUCCAUCAGAAAAAGGGAGGGGCUGCUGCUCUGGUGUUCUGCAACAAGUCUGCCACCGUCAACUGGCUGGGGUACUCGCUGGAAGAGAUGGGAGUGCGGCAUGCACGUCUGCAAGGGGAGAUGCCCGCUGCUGUGCGUGCGGGAAUCUUCCGAUCGUUUCAGAAGCCCGGCCUGAUAGAUGUGUUGGUAUGCACAGACAUUGCUUCGCGUGGCCUGGACACAUCCAGAGUGGGCUUGGUUGUCAACUACGACUCCCCAGAAUCCCACACGGACUACAUCCACAGGGCAGGGAGAGUGGGAAGGGCAGGAGGGGUGGAGGAUGGGGAGGUGCUCAGCUUUGUCACUCAUCCGUGGGAUGUGGAGCUAGUGCAGAAGAUUGAGACUUCUGCACGUAGGAGAACUAGUUUGCCAGGGAUGGAAUCGGAUAUACGUGAGCCAAAACCCAAAGACAUAGACAUAGAUGAGGAGUAGAAGGUCAAAGUGAUUUUUUAUUUUUUUUGUAUAUUUGCAAGUGUUGGUGACGUGUGUGUUGCGUUAGGAUGCCAAACUAAAUGUACAAAACGUCUGCAGAAACGGUCAGCCAAAUUUGUUUCAAAACUGAAUUACAGUGGGCUGUUUUUCUUUGGUCACUUUGACCUAAAAAUAUUUAAAUGUUUUACCCUAUAGUCAUUCAAACGCUUUCAUUGAGGAUAAUUUGAAAGGGAGAUAAAAGUGACAAAUGUUUUUGUUUUGCCAAGCUGAGGCCCGAGACUGCUUGGUUCUUGCGUCAGCUAUUAAUUCUAAUACUUCAAAAGCGCUAACAUAAAGCAUUGUUUAAUGAGUUUGUGGAAGACACCCAAUGUGCGCUUUGUCACAAUGUUUUUAUAGCCCAUCUUUCCUGAUGUAAAUGUGUGUGCAAAUGAAUCUCCUCAGCAGUUGCUUAUUUAGACUGAAUAUCCUUGCAGUAUUCUUGUAAAAAAAGCUUUGACGUCAAAGUAAAAUCCAUUCACUUUUUUUUUCUCUCUCCUUUUUUCUAUUGAGCAAAAAGAGUGAUCUUUGAAUAAUCGACUAGCCAUUUUCUUUGUCACAAGAACAUGAUUUUCUACUACUUUAUACCCACUAACCAGGUCAAACUAAAUUGACCUGGUUAGUGAGUAUAAAGUAGUUAUCAGUGAAUCUGUGUAAUAAAUAAUGUGAUUACUGUGGAAAUCUUGUCAUUUAAGGAGCCAUUUUCUGUUUGCUUCUUCACCACAUUUAAUCAAUCAUACACAGAACGGUAUUGAAAUGUCACCAACAUUGCAACAAAGCAUGCCAAAAUACCUCAUAUUUUGGUCUGAUCCAUCUCCUAAGACUUGUAACAAAAAUGUCAAUAAAAAUAUUGAUAUUGUCAUAAAGGAAAAUCCUGAAUUUCUUGGAGAUCCACUCACAAUUUUAAGUAGUUUUUUUCUUUCAUCUUGCUUGCGUUUAGCCACCAGGUGGAGGCAUUUGUCUUAUUUCAGCUUAUGUAAAUUGAAUGCACAGUUCAUAGGUCAAAACAUGGAUAUGAUUUUUGUGCUCAAUACAAUUAACGUUACCUUUCAUGUUUUUAGUCCAGAAACAUCUCAUCAAGCUACAGCAAGUUAGUCAAUUUAAACAGAGGCCAAAACUGACGUCUCUUCUGU
Messenger RNA from Cyclopterus lumpus (lumpfish), 3056 nucleotides. RefSeq names its product DEAD (Asp-Glu-Ala-Asp) box polypeptide 28 (gene ddx28). Gene Ontology annotation, biological process: mitochondrial large ribosomal subunit assembly. The coding region runs from base 181 to 1887 and encodes 568 amino acids. Gene Ontology annotation, molecular function: nucleic acid binding; ATP binding. The transcript has a single exon. Lineage: Eukaryota; Metazoa; Chordata; Actinopteri; Perciformes; Cyclopteridae. Gene Ontology annotation, cellular component: mitochondrion. The record is from RefSeq and is a predicted model, not a curated record.